Molecule: messenger RNA, 393 nt
Organism: Haemonchus placei
Lineage: Eukaryota; Metazoa; Nematoda; Chromadorea; Rhabditida; Trichostrongylidae
Source: the annotation of a GenBank genome assembly
AUGGAGGAAGGAGCUCACAAGAGAGAACAAGUUAAUAAAGAACUCAUCAUGUAUUAUGCUAAUCGUAACCUCGUGUUCGAAGAAGAAAAAGAAAUGCGUCGUUGCUCUGAGAUCAAUCACAUGAAAAUGCUGCAGUACCGAGCACAAGGAAUGCAGGAUAGCAAGUCGAAGUCAAAGCGUUUCUUGUUUGGCAAACGUCCUCAGAAAAGAUCCACACAGCAAGGGCUGAUCAUGGCCUCGAUGGGAUCCCUUGGAGUCCAUGCUGUUGAAGCCGGUUUACGAGAACCGUCAGGAUCACUCACAGACGAAGGCCUUACGAUGAAGCAUACACAUGCGGACGAACAUGCUUUGUAUACUAUUCGUGAACGGGCUGAAUCCGGAGCAUCUAGAUAG